UCGAACUUCGCUUCUUUUGUUUUGUUGUGGUUUUUCCUUUUUUUAAAUGAAAAUGUGUUCUUGAAAGUGGUUAAAUCGUUCAAAACGUAUUUUCCUGUCGUUGAAAUGUCCUCCAGAUCCAAGAGGUUAAUGUAUAAACCUGCACCAGCAGCACAAACUCCACAACUACAUACUGCAAGACAAUCAUUGGCCCAAGGUCGUCUAUCUACUGAUGCUAACUCGUCUUUAAAAAAUCAUGGAUUAAAGCAUUCUCCUGGUUCAGCGAUCAGUCAUAAUUCACGUGCAAGAAGAUCUCUCAAUUUGAGCUUCAAUUCAGUCUUCGUUUCCGAAGAGAACUCGAGUAAUCCUUCAAGUUGUGUCGCACCAAUGUUGCAAAAUUCUCCAUCAAAAGCUCAGCCAUCGGCAUCAUUGUCGCUUUCUGACCUUGAAGAUGAAGUUGGGGAUGUUCAACAUUUGGAUCAUCAAUUCAAUCCACCAAAAUUCGAAAAAUCUGUUCUGGCAGUUGAUGCCACUUAUCGCCAUAUAAGUCACACUGAUAAGGAAGUUCCCAUAAAAGCUACUUACAUGAAGUCCCCUGCCAAGGUUGUUUGUCAUUCACCUAAGAAAGCUAGAGAAAUAGCCAUCAGUCAGGCAGCCAAUGAAAAUACUGGAAAUAUUGGUAUGCCUGUGGUGUCAGCCAAUGGAAAUGCAGGAAAGAUCAGUAUACCUGUAGAGACGGUACCAUCGUUUAAGCUAUCAACGUCUUUACUGUUGAAAGAUGAUCCAAAUUUUUCCGACAGCAGUCAACCAAAAAGUGAAAAUGAAUCUCUCAGCACUGUUGCUGGUAGUCCCGUUGAUCCACGCAGCAAGGCAGUGGAAACCGUUGUUGUUCAGGAGAAAGGAAACCCACGCUCGUACGUCAGUUUUCUUGACAGUGGAUCGUGUACCGACGUAUCAUUGACUUCUCAGAAUACCACAACGAAUAUGGAUCAACCUGACCUCCGUGUCUCGCAACCAAACUUCGAUGAUACAGGUUUUUCAAGUCUAGGAGCGUCUAAACCAGAGGGCGGUGGGGAAAAAGUUUUACGGAAAAAGAAGAAAAAAACCAGAGUUGUUUCGUCAAAGUAUAUGACUUCAGCGAUGUCGCGAACGGGAGGGAAUCUACCAAGCAAACACCAAAGUAAAGAAACAAGUCAAGCAACUUCAAGGAACACAGCAAUGGCUGGGAAGAACGAAGAAGAAACUUCAAAAUUGUCCAUGAGAGAUAGAACAAUCAAUGAAUCCAUUACGACAAACAGUCAAAAACCUUUACACACCUCAACUCCUGCUGAUGCUCUUGCGAACAGAGAAGACAAGAUUACGAAGAUUCAAAAAUAUGAAAGGGCGGACUCUUCGGAGCUCGCUACGCAUGCACAUUUAAAUUCGAAAAAGAAAAGAAAUGAAACAAAAACAGGAAAAGAUGCGAUGCCAAUUAAAGCGGAACGAACAACACAGGUUUCAAACAAAAAAGCUGUUAACAAUGAAAUGAGUCAACUUCAGCACAACAUGAUUUAUGCCAGACUUUGCCAAUGGAAGUUUUUACGAAUGAAGCAAGAAAAUGCGUUUAAAAAACAAGAAAAGCAGGCUCAGGAAUGGUUUUACUCCAUGUCAAAGUUAAAUGAACAAAUGAGAGAAAGAAACCACGAAUUGAAACUUUCUUUGCACAAGAAAAGGAAAGAAGAAGAGAUAAAUAGACAAAUCGACCUUCAGUUAAAGGUGCUGAGAAAACUUGAUAGCCAAAUUCGGCAGUUGUAUCCGGAAUACGAGAAUUUUUUCAAAGGCAUCGAUGCUACUAGACAUCAUCUUUCCUUCCAGGACAUCCUCAUGCCUCAGAAUGAAGAUGACAUUCUGGAUGCUUUAUACGAGCUUGAAAAUAAUGCAGAGGAAGUUGCUCGUCUUCUUGAACACGACAAAUCGAAGAUCUUGUCUUUUUCCGACGAGAUUUAUGGUCUUGCAGAAAUAGCACUCGCAGAAAAGGAUGAACAUGAAAGGUGUACCGAGCUCUUAGCCGCCGCAUCAUCGCUUGCCACUCAAGAGAACAGUUUGAAAGCUGAAAUCAUCGAGAGGAAAGAAGCGCAGUUCAAUAUGCUUGGCAAACUUCUCUAGCCAAGACAGUAAUUGUGUAAAGUAUUGGUGAGAAAGUUCUUGUGAGUGAUGCCAUGAUUGUUUAUAAAUCUGUCCGUGUUUCUUAUUGUGUAAAAUAACAAACAAAAUUUCAUAGUGAGACAAUAUUUUGUCCUAUCUUGUUAAAAUCACUACUGGCGGAAUAAGUGAUUUAAAAAAAUGGCCAUACGAACAAGGUUGGAAUGAAUUCAUCAAACCGUGUCAUUGUCCUAUAGGGUGCUUUUCACCAGAAAAGCACGUGUUUGUGUGAAAAUUGACGAAAGUUUGUGCCUGUCAGCCUAGUUAAAUAUUUUCAGUUUUCCCUGACAAAUCAAGAAGCAUUUUCUUGCAAAAGUAUGCUACGAACUUUAACUUAUACUGUAUCAUUUUUUUUGUAAACGCGAGAAAAUAUCUAUCGAUCACA
Messenger RNA from Xenia sp. Carnegie-2017, 2545 nucleotides. RefSeq lists its product as uncharacterized. The coding region runs from base 106 to 2124 and encodes 672 amino acids. NCBI's taxonomy places the organism in Eukaryota, Metazoa, Cnidaria, Anthozoa, Malacalcyonacea, Xeniidae. The transcript is spliced from 20 exons. The record is from RefSeq and is a predicted model, not a curated record.